UGUCGGGAGGGUUGUAUACGUGUAUCAAAGUACUUCUCAUAGGGCACGUAUAAUGUGUAUAAGCUAACUUGCAACACACAUCCAUUCGCCUAUCUCCUCCUAGCUAUUUGAUGAGUUGGCUCGACAUGUGCCAGCAGCCGAAGAAAAAGAAAUCUGAACUGUAGAAUCCCUUUUCCAAAUUCUUGGAUACACCUCUGACAGCACUCAUGAGUAAUCAGGACAGCGCCCUCUUAAGGCGGUCUAAGGAUGCAGCUGGAGCCAAGAUCGAUGAGUCCGCUGCAGCCUUGCAUGAACUUAGCAAUGACAUCUGGACUCACCCAGAGUUAAACUUUGAGGAACGCCAUGCCCAUGCUAGCCUGACAGACUUUCUCGAACGGGAAGGCUUUGAGGUCACGAAGAACUUCCAUCUUGAGACAGCAUUUAAGGCUACAUAUGGGACCGAUGGUGGUGUCCAUGUGUGUGUAAUCUGCGAGUACGAUGCUCUUCCUGAGAUUGACCACGCCUGUGGACACCCCCUGAUCGCUGAGUCUGGAGCAGCUGCAGGGCUAGGGAUCAAAGCCGCACUCGAGCUGGCCGAUGCACCGAAAGGAAGGGUCACAGUCAUGGGUACCCCUGCCGAAGAGGGCGGAGGCGGGAAGAUUAAAAUGAUUGAAACAGGAGCCUUUCAAGGAAUAGAUGUCGCUAUGAUGGUACAUCCCUACCCGCGUAAUGUAUCCAGACCAGUCAUUCUGGCUUGUACAACGAUGGAGAUAACGUUCACUGGUCGGGCAGCACACGCAUCGUCAUGCCCGUGGGAGGGGGUGAACGCUUUGGAUGCGGCUAUCUUGUGCUAUCAAAACAUCUCCGUCAUGAGACAACAACUUAAGCCUGAGUGGAGGGUCCAUGGUACCAUUAUGAAGGCAGGCGACACUCCCAGUAUUAUACCCGAGGAAUCUCAGAUGAGCUUCUAUUUAAGAACGGUAGACAGCGUUGACAUGCCCACACUCAAGGAAAAGAUCGGCGGAUGCGCAAAGGGAGCAGCAACAGCGACGGGAUGCGAGGUAAAGUACUCCUUUGGAGGCGACUACGCCAAUUUGGUCACCAACGAUACAUUGGCGUCGGUGUACGAGCGUCAGCUUACGGAUCUCUCCGUCGACUACUCAACCAGUGAAGUGACGUUCUCUACCGAUAUGGGGGAUGUUUCGUACGUGGUUCCAAGCAUCCAUCCCUUGUUUUACAUAGGCACUGAAGCUGCUAAUCACUCAAGGGAAUUUAAUACUGCAACGGGUGCUGACGAAGCUCAGAAGCCAACGCUAGCCCAGGCUAAGGCCAUGGCUUUCACGGGUCUCGAACUGAUGCAGCCUGGUAACAGCCAUCUCUUAGACAAAAUCAAGAAGGAAUUUAACAACAAAGUAGCCCCUAAAUAAUGAUCGAUGCCAGAAGAUCAGAACCGGUGUACGAUUCAAUUCAUCAGUCAGAAAAAUUGAGGACUAUACUCAGUUUUCGGCAUAAGUAGAAUACUUAGCUGGGAUAAAUGCUAAGUAAAACAUUGUCACAAUUCAAGACAGUGUUAAAUUGAAUACGGGCCCUGAUCAGUGAAAUCAGUGACGGAUUCAGGGAAGGUGGUAAUUAUCUUUUUUAAUAGCAACUCGCUCUCUCUCUCUCUUUUUUCUUCUUUUUCUCUGUUUUUUUAAUCCAUAAUUUCGGUUUCUACUCAUACUAUAUUUGUCAUCAUUUUGUAUUAUGAUAAUCAGAUAUUUGAAAUACAUGUAUUUCAUUUUAAUUUACAUAAUGAAUGAGAAGUUUUGACCGAAUGAAAAAGAAAAAAAAAUUGCUCUCUCACUUGUUAUGUUAUUUUAAACUGAGGGCUGCCAGCACAUCAAGGUUCAUGCUUACGUUGCAUGUAUGUAGCCCUCUUGUACCAUGUUUAUGUUAUUCAUAUUGAUUAUUCAUAAAUCUUGUAACUUAUUAUGUUUUUUUAAAACAUUUUCUAUAUGUUAUGAAUAAUCAUGUACCGUAUUAGGAAUAAUGUAUCAAAUACAAAUGACACAUAAAUGCACAUAAAUAUGUAUGUUCGAAAAAAAAAUGCUAAUGUCAUUUUAUUUUGUAUAUAAAAAUUAAUUUGGGAGUAAAUAAAUGUUGCUUUGAAUUAAAUUGA
Molecule: messenger RNA, 2137 nt
Organism: Strongylocentrotus purpuratus (purple sea urchin)
Lineage: Eukaryota; Metazoa; Echinodermata; Echinoidea; Camarodonta; Strongylocentrotidae
Product: peptidase M20 domain-containing protein 2
Exons: 9
Coding region: 207-1406 (399 amino acids)
Molecular function (GO): dipeptidase activity
Source: RefSeq, a predicted model, not a curated record